Messenger RNA from Uranotaenia lowii, 3642 nucleotides. RefSeq lists its product as uncharacterized. The record is from RefSeq and is a predicted model, not a curated record. The transcript is spliced from 3 exons. Bases 153 to 3548 code for a protein of 1131 amino acids. Lineage: Eukaryota; Metazoa; Arthropoda; Insecta; Diptera; Culicidae.
CAGUCACAAUAUUUACAAAGUUCAUAGUGCAGCGCCAGCAAAUUUGUAUAAGUUAAGUUUUCUUUCUAAUUAUACGCAAAAAAUGGUUAAUUAUAGUUAGGAUACUUAUAAAAUUGUACAGUAAAGUUUGUAACAAGUUCGUACAAGCCAAAAUGGAUGAAGAAUACGACAUCUACGGUGAUCUGGAAACGUUUGAAGCAGAAGCGGAAAAGGAAAAUAAAGUUGUACAAGAUUUGAAUGCCCAAAUUGAGGCCUUAAAAACUCAAAUCGAAGAAAAGGAAACCGAAAAGCAGGUCAUAGCCGGGAAGAACGAAAUUCUUCUCGAAAACAUAUCUUCCUUACUACUGACCGCAAAGGCAGAGUUGAAGCGAAAGGAUGCUCUCAUCGCAGACAUACGCCGCGAAAAGGAUAAUGCCUUGUUCCGGCGAGGUGGUGGCUCGAAACCGCCGCGAAUGUAUGAUAAAUAUACUCAAACAGGACAACGUAUGAUUAGUUCGUCCGUUCAGACGGAGGAGGUUAAGCCAAAACCACGAAAAGAGGAUCCGAUCCGGGCACGGUCAGUCGUGAGAGGUGUCGUUAGAGCAAGGUCAAUAAGUAGAAGUAAAUCUAGAGUGUUCGUCAAACCUGCAGAUCGUACUAGGGAGAACGGCUGGAGGACACUUCGUGAAAGAUCCCAGAUAAGAGACAGACUCCGUUCUCCAAGUCGAGUUGGUUCCAGUCGCUUCGACAAGAGUCGAGCAAUUCCGGAUAGGAAGCGGGAAAGAGAACGAGAGCUAGAACGAAAGGCACGUCGAGAAAGAAGGUCGCCCAGUUUCGAUGGAAAGAGACGGCCAUAUUUCAAAAGUCCUAUCAGGGUUGCGGCCGAGGAAGAUAGUGUUCCUGAUUCCGCUUCUGAUAUUGAGAAAAAUAAGCCACUUAUACCUAUGAACACAUCAGAGCUGGAUCGAUUUGUCAAAGAAAUAGGUCGACCUAAAUCUCGUUCGCCGAAACGGGAUACUUGCAUGAGCAAAAGGAAUUAUCGCGACCACUUGCCUCUCACUGAUUCCGCCCCAUGGAAUAGUACUAAACAGAAACGUGAUAAAGAAAAUAAAAAACAAACGAAGGAAGUUUCCAAAUCAAUUCAGAUUUCAAAAAUCAAACAGGAGACCGAGGUUAUUCAAUCUGACGAGAUAGGUACAACUGCAUCCGGGAGCGGUGUUUCUCCUAAUAAGCACGACGACUCGGUGGAGCAAAAAUUGCUUCUGCUCCAUGGCACCGAGAAUAAUGGAACACCUAAAGCCUUAAAUCAAACGAUGCAAACUCCCUCGGAGCUACUGGCACAUCUGAACAACAGUGCUGCUAGUUCAGGUAAACCUGCAUCAACGUUUGAGUCACCGCUUCCUCCUCCGAUUGUGGCCCAGCAGUUUCCUGCGCAACCUUUAGAACGGCCACCCAUUAAGCAGGAAGUUCCGAUCGAAACACUGGUUACAUUGGACGACGAAAACGCUCUGCUGAAUGAUAGCCGAGAGUUGAAAAUCGUCGAAUGUGAGGAUCUACCUGGCAAAGACGAAAAGGGCCAAGAAAAGAUUACAUCACAGGAGGUUAACGGGCAAGAAGAACUGGAAGAUGGAGAGGUGCUGUCACCAAAAUCCUUGGCACAUGAAAUCGAUCUGGAGGAUGUAAGCUUACCGGAUUUCGAAGCAGUUAGAUCUCAGAGAAGUGACCGUUCGACAAACCACAAUCGUGUAUUGAAAUCAGAAGUUGUUUCCAAAACCAUCGAUCAUUCCAGCCGAACGCGAAGAAGUUCUUUGAGAGACAAUAAGCAAGCUUUCUCCCCAUCAAAAUCGAAACAAAAAUCUCGCACCGUCUCGGAGAAGUCCGACACAUAUUCGAGCGCAAGGGGUUCGUCUACUCGCAGUCAUCGAAAUCGCAAGAAAAGCGACACCUUUAAGGACCUGUUCGGUAGCGAUGAUGCCAAUUCAGUGGAGAAUUUAGAAGCGAUUAAAGUAAAGCUGUUGGAGGAUGAAAAACGUCGCAUUGAACGUGAAUUGGGACAGCUUGAGGUAAAGCUGGAUAUCAAAAAGAAAGACUCUCACAAAUCGGAUUCAAAGGUAACUGCAGAAGAGGAAUCGGAAUACGGAACUAAAGAAUGGAAAUCAAAAGAAGUAGAUAACAAAAAAUCAGCAAAACAUACAAAGUUAGAAAAGAAAUCUCCGAAAUCGAAACAUGAGUCAAGUAAAAAAGUUGAAGAUAAACCUAAACAUAGGUUCCGCUCGAAAGAAUUUUCACAGACAGAAGGUAAAAAAAUCAAAACGGAAAAAUCGGAUGACAAACCAAACCCGCAAUCAACGAAAAAUAAAGUUGGUAAUGUGGACAAGCCAGCAAGUAUUUCAACGAAAAAUGAAAUUAUGAAACCAGUAAAAUGUGAACCACAUGAUGUGGUAAAACAUUCAAUUGCAGAGAAAACCGAAGAUGUAAAACAAGAAAAAGAUGAGGUGGUUUUAAGAAUUGUUAAACUAUCCAGUCCGUUAACUUCAGCACAGAGAAAAGUUGAAAUAGAGCAGAAAAGUGGUUCGCAAUCAAAUGAUGGUUCGAGUUGUGAAGGUAUCAUGGUUGGAGAUACUAAGAAAAAUGAAACGAUCGCAACAUUCGAAAUGAUCGUUAGAGCCGAUGUAGUGGAGGAACAGAUGUUGACAACAACAGAACCUGAAGUGGAAACGGUUCCAAUAGAACAAAAAGUUUCUCAUCCAGAUUUUCUAGAUGGGCAAGCUACACAACCGAUAUGUACUGAAAAAGUUGUUCCUUUGUUUGAUGCAAGCAUACAAGAAUCCAAAAUUGGUGUUGAAGAAGAAUCGUUACCAGAGAAACACAUUUCUGGAAACAUUGAGCGGAGCAAUGAUACUGGAGAUAAUCAGAACCUUCGCAUGGUCAUCGAGGAACAACAAAUUGAAAACGUUGCAGUUGAAAAUCCACAAGUUCUAGAAUCAAAAGAGGAAGAUUCACCGGAGGUGAUCGUAAGCGAAAAUUUCGAGAAGUCUGAAACGGAAACAACGAACACAGUUGAUCCACUACUGAAAUCCGAACUGGCUAAUAGUUCCCUAAUUUUGGAUCUAACUACCGAUACGGUAGAUGACCAACCCAUAACCGAGCAGUUCAGCGCCAAGCGAAAACGUGAUACGGAUCAAAAGCUAUCCGAUAACAGCAAAAAGCAAAAGACUGAACCUCUCCACAAGGAACCAGAAGAAAUCGAUCAGCUCGAAGCAGAGCUGGAAACAAUUUCCGGCGGAAAUGUUAGUUCAGUUGCUGAGACCAAUGUUUUGCCAAAUAAUGAAGAAACUGUGAUGAAACCACCAGAACCCGUUAUCCAUUAUAUAUCGCCUGUCAAGCAGAUGGCUUCCCCACAGCAACCGUACACAGAGUCUCCCUCCAAAGGCGUGUGCUCGACGAAAUUUAGCGAAUAUAGGAUCGAGGUAGUUAACGAGACCGAAGCCACGGUUUAUCUAACUCGGAAGAAAAAGAAAAAGAGCAAAUCCAAAGAUGUGAGUCUCAAUACCAGUGGCGGCAAUUGAAAUAUUCUUGUAUUUUUACCAAGCUGUAUUGAAACUGUUUGUGUUUGUUCAUUUUGAUUUAAUAAAAAUAAAUCUUUAAAAAACGAUUGGAUAA